Molecule: messenger RNA, 9213 nt
Organism: Sitophilus oryzae (rice weevil)
Lineage: Eukaryota; Metazoa; Arthropoda; Insecta; Coleoptera; Curculionidae
Gene: ft
Product: cadherin-related tumor suppressor
Exons: 24
Biological process (GO): homophilic cell-cell adhesion
Cellular component (GO): catenin complex; plasma membrane
Molecular function (GO): calcium ion binding; cadherin binding
Source: RefSeq, a predicted model, not a curated record
AUGGGAUCAUUUAAAAAUUCACAUUCAUCAAAGAAGAGAUUAAAAGAAAGUUUUGUUCUCCUUUUUAUCCUGAUCGGUAGCCGUCUGGCUGCCUGUUUCACAGGCAAAGAAGCCGAGAAUUUUGUUGUACCACCGACCACAGAUAAUAUAUCGGACGUACAAGCACAACCACACAUCGCAUACUUAUCGGCCUAUACGGCGACCAACGAAAAAGCCGAUGCUCUAUCUUAUCGAUUGUACGUCACUGUCGUCCCGGGCCCGCGUUCGCUUCACUUGUCAAUUAAGAUGACGUGCCGCGUUUUAGCCCCACUAACUGUCACUUGUCAUUUUUUUGACGCUUCGGCCCGGCGAGCGGGGAUUAGUGGAGGGACCGAGGAGAAAUUUGAGACUGUUAACGAUACCAACGACAAUCCACCGGUGUUUCUGGAACAAGCCUAUUCCUUCGACAUUCCAGAGAACGCAGUGAGGGGAUCCAGAGUAGGUCAAGUGAAAGCCACAGAUCUGGACUUGGGAAUAAACGCCCAAUUGACUUACACGGUCAUCAGCGACUGGGCCAACGAUGUAUUCUCUCUGAAUCCUCAAACGGGAGUGUUUACUCUAACCUCCAAAUUGGAUUACGAAGAGGUUCAGCAUUACAUUCUGGUGGUUCAAGCUCAAGAUUCGGGCAGUCAUCCCUUAUCCAGCACCCUUACAGUGUACUGCAAUGUCCUGGAUCUGAACGACAACACGCCUUUGUUCGAUCCCAUGUCCUACAGUAACGAAGUUUUUGAAAAUGUUACUGUUGGUACCAGUAUUGUUACAGUCAGUGCCACAGAUUUAGAUUCGGGUGAGAAUGGGAAAAUAUCUUACAGCAUCACCUCGGGAGAUCCCAAUCAAGAUUUUCAAAUUGCUGAGAAUGGUACCAUCACCACCAAAAGAGACUUGGACAGAGAAACCAUCAGUUUGUAUACUUUGGUGGUUACUGCUACUGACAGAGCUGUGGCACCCGAAAAAAGACUGUCAUCUACAGUACAAGUUACCGUGAUUAUAAAAGACGUAAAUGACAUGGCUCCGGAGUUUGUCACCUCAAAUGAAACAACAGUCACUGAGAACAUUGCCAAAAAUACAAUGGUCAUGGCCAUAAAGGCAAUUGAUAGAGAUGAAGGUCGAAAUGGUUACAUUGAGUACUCUCUUUCAUCCAACCCUGUGUUUUCUCUGGGUCAAGUUGAUGGUGUACUCAGAGUGGCAGGUAACAUAGACAGAGAACUUCGGAACAACUACUCCUUACUGAUCACAGCGAAAGAUCGAGGAGACCCACCCAAAAGUGCCAAUAUGUCUCUUCUAGUUCGAGUAUUGGACGAAAAUGACAACAGUCCGGUGUUUGACCCAAAACAGUACAGUGCUAGCAUAGCUGAAAACGCUUCUAUCGGAGCUAUGGUCUUACAGGUAUCAGCAACUGACGUAGACGAUGGCCUAAAUGGCCGUGUUCGUUACUCCAUCAGCCAAGGCGACGCCAAUAGGGAUUUCAGCAUAGCCGAAGACACUGGAGUGGUUAGAGUUGCCAAAAACCUGAACUACGAACGAAGAUCCAAGUAUGUUUUGACAGUAAAAGCAGAAGACUGUGCUGGUGACGUCAACGAAGGAGUCGUUCGGUCUGAUACAGCUGAAAUCACUAUUUUGGUGUCGGAUAUAAACGAUAAUCCGCCAACGUUCCUGGAUUCUCCGUAUUUGGCGUAUGUCAUGGAAAAUGUCAUUCCACCUAAUGGAGGUUAUGUCAUCACAGUUCAAGCUUAUGACGCUGACACUCCACCAUUCAAUAAUCUGGUCAGAUAUUUUAUAAAAGAAGGCGACACUGACAUUUUCCGUAUCAACGCUUCAACUGGAGAUAUAUCUCUGUUACGAGCUUUAGAUAGAGAAAUACAGGAUGAAUAUACGCUUAGUUUAGUUGCUAUGGAUACCGGCUCACCACCACUGACAGGCACAGGCACGUUAAGAAUUGUAGUCCAAGACGUCAACGAUCACAGUCCAGAGUUCAAAAGACAAUCGUACUAUGCAACGGUUAAAGAAAAUUUGCCCGUAGGCACCUGGGUACUUACAGCACUAGCUACAGACAAAGAUGUAGGCCUGAACGCUAAAGUCAGAUACAGCAUCCUGGGAGACAAAAUUGACGGUUUUAUAGUUGACCAGAACACUGGAGUUAUCACCACCAACGAGAUAUUGGACAGGGAAGAAACAGACUCGUACUUCUUAACUCUGAUAGCUCAGGAUUGUUCUGCUACUGAACCUCGAGCCACAGCUGUCAAUCUAACCAUCACUGUCCUUGACGAAAAUGACAAUUCGCCUAUAUUUUCCAUGCCUAGAUACGAGAUAUAUAUUUCUGAUCAUACCAAGGCAUCAGAAUUUGUUUUCGGAGCUCAAGCUACCGAUUCCGACUCAGGACUGAACAGCAAAAUUACUUACAUCCUCACAGGAGAACACGCCUAUAAUUUCACCAUUGAUCAAGACACAGGAGUGAUCAGGGCACUCUACGACCUACAGAGAUCAUCCACCAAGGUUUUUAACUUGGAAAUUGAAGCCAAAGAUGGUGGAAGUCCUUCGCGAACAGCAAGCACAGAAUUAAAAGUAUAUUUGAAAUCGGAUGAUUUGUUUCCAAGAUGGAACACUCCGGGAAAGACACACUUUAUAUUGCCGGAAAAUGUGGAGGAUGGUAAAGUAUUUGCCAGGUUGAAGGCCAGCUCACCUAAGAAGGGACCAAGCGGUGAUGUAAAAUAUUCCAUAGCAGGAGGUAAUGUUGGCGAUUCGCUCAAAAUCGAUAAAAACUCCGGAGAAAUCCAGGUUUCCGGCAAGGGUCUGGAUUACGAAACGGCAAAAACGUACGAAGUGUGGAUUGAGGCGCAAGACAGCGACAUUCCACCGUUGCGCAGUGUCUUAAGACUAACCAUUAACGUUACGGACUACAACGACAAUCCUCCAGUAAUGAAAAAUCAACUCUACAACGCUUCGAUUAUGGAAGAAGAAACACCACCCUUGCUUGUAGCACAAGUAACAGCAACCGAUCUAGACUCAAAAGAAAAUGGCGUCAUCACCUACAAACUCUUGGAUGAUUUUGAUGGAUCUUUUGAAAUAGAUUCUAGCAGUGGCGAGAUUUAUACCCAGGCAAGAUUAGACAGAGAAGAUAUAGCUAACUAUGAACUUACCGUCAUUGCUGUAGACCAGGGUCAGCCACAACUAUCUGGAACAGCCACAGUUCUGGUGACAGUUCUGGAUAAAAACGACAACCCUCCACGAUUCACCAGGCUUUUUAGUGUGAACGUCACGGAAAAUGCCGAAAUUGGUUCUUUCGUGAUCAGGGUCACUAGCUCUGAUCAGGAUAUCGGUGAUAAUGCCAAGGCAACUUACAGUUUUACCGAAAAUCCUGGAGAUAAGUUUAAGAUUGAUCCAGUAAGCGGAAAUGUAACAGUUGUAGGUUACCUGGAUAGAGAACAACAAGACGAAUACCUCCUCAAAGUAUCCGCAGUUGAUGGAGCAUGGAGAUCAGAAACAGCCAUGACCAUCACUAUCCAGGAUCAGAACGACAACGCUCCAGAAUUUGAGCAUUCCUACUAUAGUUUCAACUUUCCAGAGCUCCAGAGGGAUGUGGUGUUCGUUGGACAGGUCAUAGCUACAGACAGGGAUAAGCAAGGGCCUAAUUCAGUGAUCAGCUACUCGUUGCAACAGCCUUCUGAUUUGUUUACUGUGGAUCCAGCUUCGGGGGAGAUUUUCAGCAAACAGAGCAUCAGAUACAAAUACACCCAGAUGGAAUCUUCUCCAGAAAACACCUACUCCUUAACAAUCCUGGCUACUGAUAAUGGUAAACCUCCCAUGUCUUCUGAAUGCAUGGUGACCAUCAACGUGGUAGACGCAAACAACAACGCUCCCAAAUUCGAACAGCAGGAAUACCUGUCACCGGUUCCUGAAGAUGCUUUCCCUGGACAACAGCUGGUUAAAGUCGUGGCUAAAGAUGAGUUCGAUGCUGGAGUCAAUGCUGAAAUUGAGUACAAUAUUUCUGGAGGCAAUAGUUCCAGUUAUUUUGUUAUUGAUAAGGACAGUGGAUGGAUAUCUUUGAGGGAAAAAGUACACGAUGUUGGAGUUAUUUACACCCUCCGUAUUCAAGCCAUCGACAAAGGCAUCCCACCUCAAAUGGACGAAUGUACUGUCACCAUAAUAGUGACAGGAGAAAACAAGUUCUCUCCAGUCUUCGACGCCUUGAGCUACCAAGUUAUAGUACCCGAAAACGAACCUCUUGGUUCAACCAUUCUGAUAGUAAACGCCUCAGACAGAGACAAUGGUCCAAACGGUAUGAUCCGUUUCGAUAUAUCUGCAGGAAACGAAAGAAAAGACUUUAGUAUUGACCGAGUAACUGGAGCAGUCACAAUCCUACAACCUCUAGACUACGAUAGUAUCCAAGCAUAUCAUUUAAACAUUACAGCAAAGGACUUAGGGUUCAAACCCAAGAAAGCUACAGCUAUGUUGGCGAUAAUUUUGACAGACAUAAACGACAACAGCCCUACGUUCAACCAAUCUUACUACGAUGCAUACCUGUCAGAAAACAAACCUCCUGAUACCUUAGUUUACCAAGUUAUCGCAACAGACAUAGACUCACCAAAGAACGCUAUAAUCCUGUACUCGAUAACUGAAGGUCCUGAUAAAGAUUUCUUUAACAUCGAUCAAAAAUCCGGAAAAAUUACAUCAAAAUACUCAUUUGAUUACGAAGAGAAGACUUUGUAUGUCCUCAACGUCAUGGCAGCCAAUCCAGACUCCAGUAUGUUCGGUCAAACUGAAGUUCGUGUCCAUAUAACCGGGGUUAAUGAGUACUACCCUAAGUUUGUUAGAUCUGGGUUCCAUUUCGAUGUUUCCGAAUCGACUGAGAUUGGUACGAAGAUCGGUACAGUGCAGGCAACAGAUCAGGAUUCUGGAGAUGACGGAAAAGUAUAUUAUCUUCUAGUUGGAUCAAGUAAUGACAGAGGUUUUAGUAUUAACAGCGAGACAGGUGCAAUAAGUGUAUCAAGGAAUUUAGAUAGAGAAACUCAGAGUAGGAUUUUGCUCACUGUGAUGGCCAAAAACGCCGGAGGUAUCAGAGGAAAUGAUACUGAUGAGGCUCAUGUAAUUAUAACAGUUCAAGAUGGUAAUGAUCCUCCUGAGUUUGUACAGAACUUAUAUGAAGCUGAGAUAUCUGAAGCUGCAGCUAUUGGUAGUAAAAUAACCACAGUAAAGGCCGUGGAUAAAGAUGUAAGAUACCAGAACAACCAGUUUAGUUACUCGAUAAUUGGUGGAAAUAUUGAUCAAACCUUUAAGGUAGAUCCUCAGACAGGAGACAUACAAACAACAAGGGAGUUAGACAGGGAAACAAUAGCAAUGUAUUCUUUAACUAUGGGAGCUAUUGACACAGGUUUACCACCACAAACUGGCACUACUACAGUCAAAGUUAACAUACUUGAUGUGAAUGAUAACGGUCCAAUAUUUGAUCCUCCUCAAGUUGUCGGAAGAGUUCUAGAAAACGAGCCAGCCUUUACCAAGAUCAUGACCUUAAGUGCUAAAGACCCAGAUCUACCUCCAAACGGUGCUCCAUUCACUUACAAACUUGUUGGAGGAAAACAUAAAGAAUACGUGAAGAUAGACAAACAUACCGGAGUUGUCGUAACAACCAGAAGCAUAGACAGAGAGAUUACUCCAGAACUAAACAUCGUUGUUGAAGUUGAAGACAGUGGAACUCCAAAAAUGAAAAGCCAACAUUCAGUCACCGUCAUAGUUUUGGAUGAAAACGACUCCGAUUCAACGCCCCGUUCAGUUCACGUUGUUGUCUAUACAUUCAACAGCGAAUUCCCAGUUGGCAACAUCGCAAACGUCCAUCCGAACGAUCCAGACCUCACUGGAGACUACCGUUGCAAAAUUAUCCAGAAAUCUGCAGCGUCAAACAUUUUAUCUAUACCGUACGCUUGUGACUUGCACGCUUCCAGAGCUACACCAGGUCUAGGGCAUUCUCUUUCUGUAUCUGGACACGAUGGCAAGCAUAAAGCUGUUGUAUCUACAGUUACGGUAGAGUUUAUUCCUUUCGAUAAUGCUACAGUCGAAAAUUCAGUUACCCUCUUGGUUAGAAACUUAUCGGCUGCAAAUUUCUUAACCCACAACUAUGCAGGGUUUUUGGAAACUAUCAAAAACGUUCUUGGAAGGGAGGAGACAUUAAUUUUGUACAGUCUGUAUGAAGGAGAACAAGGUUUGGAGAUAACAAUGGCUGUGAAACAGGGAACAGUAUACAAAAGUAAAUUUUACACUAAAGAAAAACUUCAGAAGAAAGUUCUGUCUAGUUUGUUCCAAACAGACAAUAUUUUUAUCGGGUACAGUCCUUGUAGUGACGAUACCUGUGAAAAUGGAGGUAUAUGCACGGAAUACCUUACUGUAAAACGCUCAACCAGAAUCACAGACAGUCAAAAUUUGAUCUAUACAUCACCCUUAGUCGUCCACGAGUACAACUGUCAAUGUGCUGAAGGUUUUACCGGAACUACAUGCAACAAACGUCAAGAUCCUUGUUUACCAAACCCUUGCAAGAACAACGGUCAAUGCAGGAGACAAGGGUUCAAUUAUCAAUGCGUUUGUCCUCACAGUAAGGAUGGAAAGAACUGUGAGAUGGAAAGAGGUGAUGUUUGUUCGGAAAAUCCUUGUCAGAAUGGUGGUACCUGCAAAGAAAGUCCUGAUGGUUCCAGUUUCUUCUGUUUAUGUCGGUCAGGAUACAGAGGAAAUCAGUGUGAAGCACUGGCAGAUUCUUGUAGGCCCAAUCCAUGUCUACAUGGAGGUCUUUGUGUCAAUUUGAAACCUGGAUACAAAUGCAGUUGUACCGAAGGUCGAUACGGAAGACAUUGCGAGAAAUCAACCUUUGGAUUCCUCGAACUGUCUUAUAUGACGUUCCCAUCUCUGGAUGCCACUACAAACGAUAUUUCCUUUAUAUUCGCCACUACAAAGAAGGAUUCACUGCUAGUUUAUAACUAUGGCGUUCAGACUUUGGGUAGGAGUGAUUUCGUGGCUAUCGAGCUUGUGAAGGGGCGGGUAGUGUUCAGUUUUGGAGGGGCUCGAACUGCGAUAACCUCCAUCAGUGCCAUGGCGAAGACUAGCGAUAAUUUGGCUGAUGGAAAUUGGUACAAGAUCACGGCGACGAGGAAUGGGAAGGUUAUUUCUUUGAACGUGGGAAGUUGUAAUGAUAAUGGAGAUGUGUGUGAAGAUUGCAGGCCCACUGAUAGUAAUUGUUAUACAGAAAAUAGUGGAGAUACUGGAACACUGAACUUCAACAACCAGCCUCUUCUGAUAGGCGGUCUGAACAGUCCAGAUCCAGUUCUGGAAAGGCCAGGACAAAUUCACUCCGACGAUUUCGUAGGUUGUGUUCACAGCGUCUCCAUCAAUGGUCGUCAGUUAAACCUCAGCAGUCCCAUUCAAUCAGAAGGCAUCGAAAACAAAUGCACCAGAAGUUCAUCCUGCAGCAAAACUGGAACAUCUUAUGACCCUUGUGGAGGUUUUGGUAUAUGCGUUGAUAGAUGGAAACACAACAUCUGCAACUGUGGCAACAACCUCCUAGCACCCAAUUGCCAGAAUGCUUUAUCCCCAGUUACCUUAAGCGAUGGAGGUUUCAUAGAAUACUCCAUAACCAAGAAACAUAAAAGAAUGCAACUCCUUGACAAUAUCUACCUAGGAACGACCCUCUGGGACAAAAGAAGAAGCAUCCGAUCAACCACACCCUUAAAACCAUUCUCAGCUCCGGACAAGAGCAUCAGUAUACUAUUCCGAACAGCAAAACUGAACGGAAUACUCUUUUAUGCCACUUCAAACAAGCAUUACACCUCAGUGGAACUGAUCAAUGGCCAAAUAGUUUACAGCAGCAAAACAUCAACUGUUGUGAACAUGACUGAUUCACAUCGUACAGUAACGGACGGUCUCUGGCAUAACCUCACACUUCACAUGAAGUCCAGAAGCCACCAAGUGCUUUUGGACAACAACCGAUUGGGUGAAGAGUUGGAUUCGGCAGGAGUCCAUGAUUUUCUGGACCCGUAUUUGACUUAUCUGUCCAUUGGAGGUGUCCAACGAGGAUUUUACUAUGUCAAUAACAGUUUUCCCGAGUAUUUUGAAGGAUGCCUGUCAAAUUUUACUGUGAAUAGGGAGAUACAGCCUUUUAACGGGUCAGGAUCGAUCUUUUCUGAAGCUUUUAUGAAAGGAAAGGUUCUACAAGGUUGCAGUGGACUUUUGGGUGUUGGAUCUGCAACAAUCCAAGAUCCACUCAGCAUCGGCAUAACCUUAGUCAUAGUCUUUUUCGUAGUCCUCUUAGUGGCCAUAUUAGUCUCGUUCGUAGUCUUCAGACUGAGAAAACAGUACAAAGAAAAGUCGGGUAGUCCGAAUAGUUCCAAUGGCAUUCACUCCAAACAAAAUGGAGGUCCAAAUUUGGGAAGUGGAGGUAUGAACUCCGUGAAUGAUGGUGUUUUGAACCGGAGCAUACACGGGAUGGAGAAUUCGAUGAGUUACCAUACUGAAGGGGGGAUGUGAUAAGGGAUCGGAGGACACAGUUUGGUUGGACCUGAAUUGUUACCAAAGAAAUUCAAAGAUAGAGAUAUUGCGCAAGGUGGUGAAUUGCCCCGUCCACAACGUCCCGACAUCAUCGAACGCGAAGUCGUCACCAAAUCACCUCCAAUGCGCGACGAGUACCACCCUCCACUACCUCCCUCGUCCAACCACACCCACGACCACGUGUCCAACGACCUGAACUUGGAGAACGCCGAGCACUACAACAUCGACACCUCCAGCAGCUUUGCACCUUCCGAUGUUGACAUCGUCUACCAUUACAAGGCGUUCAGGGAAGGGGGAGGUGUGCGGAAAUACAAGGCUACACCUCCUAAUGUGACAGGGUACCAUCAUAAACAUGGAGGUGUGAAUCCGCAGGCCCAGCAUCGGCAUUCGCCGCAUCAUCCCACAGGGGGUUCGAUGUCCACCCUAGUAGCCUCCGACGACGACCUGGGAGGCCCAAUGUACAGGCCAGGAACCGGUAGUCCCUCCACAACGACCCUCGGCUGGGACUACCUCCUCAACUGGGGUCCCAACUUCGAGAGCCUUGCAGGCGUGUUCAAGGACAUCGCCGAACUCCCCGACAACGUGAGUGGUCGAGUACCGAACUCACUCAGACUCACGAACAAUAGCAAACCCAGUGAGGAGUACGUGUAA